GCACAGACUCAGAGCCUGGAAGCCAGCCAUGCCACGGAACCAACUGCAUAACUGGCUGGAUGCUCUGCUCUUUGGACUCCUGCUUCUCCUCGGCCAUGUGCAGGGUCAGGACUCACCAGAGGCCAGUCCCAUCAGAAACACAUAUACAGGAGAGGUCCAAGGCAGCCUUGUCCACGUGAAGGACACUAAAGCUGGUGUUCAUGCCUUCCUGGGAAUACCCUUUGCCAAGCCUCCUGUAGGACCACUGCGCUUUGCCCCUCCUGAGGCCCCUGAGCCAUGGAGUGGUGUGAGAGAUGGAACUGCACAUCCGGCCAUGUGUCUGCAAAAUCUUGAUGCAAUGAAGGAGAUAAAACUGAAGCUGCCACCUGUCUCUAUGUCCGAGGACUGCUUGUAUCUCAGCAUCUACACACCAGCCCGUGCCCAUGAGGGCUCUAAUCUGCCUGUGAUGGUGUGGAUCCAUGGUGGUGGACUGGUUGCAGGCAUGGCUUCCAUGUAUGAUGGAUCUCUAUUGGCAGCCAUUGAGGACUUGGUGGUGGUCACUAUCCAGUAUCGUCUGGGUGUCCUGGGCUUUUUAAGCACUGGAGACCAGCAUGCCAGAGGAAACUGGGGAUUCCUGGACCAAGUGGCUGCCCUUCGCUGGGUCCAGCAGAACAUUGCCCACUUUGGAGGCAACCCUGACCGGGUCACUAUUUUUGGUGAGUCCGCAGGUGGCUCAAGUGUGUCUUCCCAUGUUGUGUCCCACAUGUCCAAAGGACUCUUCCAUGGAGCCAUCAUGGAGAGUGGAGUGGCCCUGAUUCCUUACCUUAUUGCUGACACCUCUGAGAUGUUCUCUACUACGGUGGCCAAGCUCUCUGGAUGUGAGGCCAUGGACUCAGAGACCCUGAUGCGCUGUCUGAGAGGCAAGAGUGAAGAGGAGAUUCUGGCUAUUAACAAGGACGUCCAGAUGAUCCCUGCUGUGGUGGAUGGAGAGUUCUUCCCCAGGCAUCCCAAAGAGUUGUUGGCAUCUGAGGAUUUUCACCCUGUCCCCAGCAUCAUUGGUGUCAACAAUGAUGAGUUUGGUUGGACCAUUCCUGUGGUCAUGGGCUCUGCUCAAACAAUAAAGGAAAUAAACAGAGAGAACCUGCAGGCUGUUUUGAAGAAUACAACAGCACAACUGAUGCUGCCUACUGAGUGUGGUGACCUGCUAAUGGAAGAGUACAUGGGUGACACUGACGAUCCCCAGAUCCUCCAAGCACAGUUCAGAGAGAUGAUGGAAGACUUCCUGUUUGUGAUCCCUGCACUCCAAGUAGCACAUUUUCAGCGUUCCCAUGCUUCUGUCUACUUUUAUGAAUUCCAAUGUCAGAUCGCCUCUCUCAAGGAUUUCAGACCACCCCACGUGAAGGCUGACCAUGCUGAUGAGAUUCCUUUUGUCUUUGGGUACUUCUCCUGGGACAUGAAACUUGACUUCACUGAGGAGGAGGAGCUGCUGAGCAGAAGGAUGAUGAAGUACUGGGCCAACUUCGCAAGACAUGGGAACCCCAACAGCGAGGGUCUACCCUACUGGCCUUUGAUGGACCAUGAUGAGCAGUAUCUGCAGCUGGACAUCCAGCCUGCUGUGGGACGGGCCCUGAAGGCCAGAAGGCUGCAGUUCUGGACCAAGACUCUGCCCCAGAAGAUCCAGGAGCUCAAGGCUUCUCAGGACAAGCACAUGGAGCUUUAGUGUCCUGUAUCAGGAAAUGUGUUUGGGGUUUAAAGUCAAUAGUGCUACAAAGUCCUUUUAUUUAUUUUUGUUUGUUCAACACUUAUAUAAGCAUGUGUCACCUCAGUUUUUGAUCUUUCCUGUGUGAAAAACACUCUGUA
Mus caroli (Ryukyu mouse) is the source of this 1839-nucleotide messenger RNA. Its product is annotated as acylcarnitine hydrolase-like. The record is from RefSeq and is a predicted model, not a curated record. NCBI's taxonomy places the organism in Eukaryota, Metazoa, Chordata, Mammalia, Rodentia, Muridae.